Messenger RNA from Girardinichthys multiradiatus, 1362 nucleotides. It is a transcript of the gene pabpn1l, whose product is annotated as PABPN1 like, cytoplasmic. NCBI's taxonomy places the organism in Eukaryota, Metazoa, Chordata, Actinopteri, Cyprinodontiformes, Goodeidae. The transcript is spliced from 6 exons. The coding region runs from base 247 to 1038 and encodes 263 amino acids. The record is from RefSeq and is a predicted model, not a curated record. Gene Ontology annotation, molecular function: RNA binding.
GGGUAUGGAUACGGCCCUGGGAGCAACCUUCCCUCCCUCCAUGCCGCUCUCAUCCUCCUCCAUCCCUGUCACGUGGCUUCCACUGUGUCCCUCCAGCGCGUCAUGACGAGCCUCAAACACAGGUGAUGCCUAUUAGCCUCCCAACCUCUUUCUUUCCGGUGAAAGAGAUUUUUCUUUUUCUGUAGGUUAGCGCUUGGGUGAGCUGAAGCAGGUUUUUGCUGGUACUAAUAUGUCUGAGCAGUGAGCAUGGCGGAAAAUCAUCUGGAGUACCACUACCUUGAGGGCGAGCCUAUGGGCGAGCAUUUCAACGAGGACCCGGAGCUUAUGGCCAUCAAGGCCAGGGUUCAGGAGCUGGAAAUGGAAGAAGAGACUGAAAAGCUGAAGGAGGAGGAUGAGAGAUGUGACGCAGAGGAGAUGCAGCUCCUGACCAGCAGCCCCCGGCCUGGACCGUUCUACAGUAUGACUCCUGAGGAGAGGAUAGAUGCAGACAACCGAUCAAUAUAUGUUGGAAAUGUAGAUUAUGGAGCAACUGCAGAUGAGCUAGAGAUCCAUUUCAAUGGCUGUGGUCCUGUAAACAGAGUUACCAUCCUGUGUGACAGGUUCUCCGGCCAUCCCAAAGGCUUUGCUUACAUUGAGUUCUCUGAUCGAGAUUCUGUGCAGAGUGCCAUUGGUUUGCAUGAGACAGUGUUCAGAGGACGAGUUCUUAAGGUGUUUCCUAAGAGAACCAACAUGCCCGGUAUUAGCACCACGGACAGAGGAGGACACAGAGGAGGUCACAACAGAGGCAGAGGCCGUGGCUACCGUCCACCCAGAUACCAGAACAGUUCUCGAGGCAGAUUCCGGUAUCAGUCUUCAAGACCACAGCACCAGUCCCCCCACCCUUAUUACGGAGGACCGUCAGCAGGAAAGAGACAGUGGGGCCACAUGGACUACCAUGAACAAACUCCAAAACGUUACCCCUGUCUCCUCCUCAUCACGCCACCAUCUGAGGAUCUCGGGGCAGGGUCAAGUGGACAGCACUACCCUCAGCAGCGUUAGCACUACCAACAGAAUAUCUGUUGGCUGGGUGGGAGUGAUUUUUAAACUGUAAAUGCUUUCCAGCAUAAUAAAAGUAUUUUGAUGUCUAGGAGUGACCUGUGUGUCCACUAUUCAUCCAGGUGAGAUCUGACAAAAGCUGACUGGGGUUGAUUUGUUACAAGUUUGUUGCUGUGAAUGCAUGUGACAGUCCUCAAGUUGCAUCUGUUUUUAAAAACUGAUUGUGGUUAUGUUUUGUAAUGUAUAACCCCCCUAUGUGUAACUGACAAGCUCUUUGCUACGUGAAUAAAUAAAAAUUAUUCAGCACUCCAGGUGUACUAAAAGACA